Molecule: messenger RNA, 1833 nt
Organism: Mesitornis unicolor (brown roatelo)
Lineage: Eukaryota; Metazoa; Chordata; Aves; Mesitornithiformes; Mesitornithidae
Gene: TEX11
Product: testis expressed 11
Exons: 20
Biological process (GO): reciprocal meiotic recombination; meiotic cell cycle; male meiosis chromosome segregation
Cellular component (GO): central element
Molecular function (GO): protein binding
Source: RefSeq, a predicted model, not a curated record
GGCUGGUGCGGGAGUUACUGAGGGAGGAGGCCCCGUUCCGUAUCGCCGCCCUCACCGAAGAGCUUUUCCAGGCGGCGGGCAGCCUUUCUGAGAAGGACGGGAGCGCGGCUGAAGUCGAAGAGGAUGCAGUAAGCCUGUGGAACUGGGCUGUGACUAAACACACGGGUUGUGUUCUCAGUGAUGAGCAAAGAGCUAAACUACGGUUUGUUGCUUGCAGACUGCUGUGCCUUUGUGAAGGCAGUGAUCCUUCAGAGGGAACUAUUCGAAGACAGAUUUUGAUGUCUAUGAAAACUGGGAAAGGAUGGAUAGAUAUUGGAAAAGCAGAUCUUGCAGAUGAAUUUCUAGAGGUUGCCAUGAAUAGUAUAGAAAAACUCUAUGCAAAGUUACUUAAGGGGAGCGAUGGUGAAGCAGAUAUUCAUGUGCACAAAGCUGAUGUGGAGAAGAACAUCUUCAAAGUGCUCUCUUAUCAGGCUGAAUCAGCAGUUGCUCAAGGGGAUUUUCAGAAAGCGAUGCUGUGCAUGCAGCGCUGCAAAGAUAUGUUGAUGAAAUUGCCAAAAGAGGCCUGUUACCUGUCAAUCCUCUGUUACAACUUUGGAGUGGAAACCUAUGAAUGGAAGAGGUAUGAGCAGAGCUCCUUCUGGCUCAGGCAGAGUUAUGACAUUGGGAAGAUGGACGUGAAAUACUCUAUUGGCAAAGAAAUGCUGGCCAAAGUGCUGCGAUUGUUAGCUACAGCCUAUUUCGAGUGGGACUGCCAUCAGUAUCUUGACAAGGCACUGAAAGCCAUAAGCUUGGCAAAUCAGGAGAAUUUGCAUCCAGCGGGGCUUUUUUUGAAAGUUAAAAUUCUUCUUAAAAGUGGAGCGUCAGAUGAAGAUGUCAACUCAGCUGUUGCAGAAUUCCUGCACCAUGAGAUGUCUUUAGACUUUUGUUUGAAUACUGCCAAACUGCUGCUGGAGCAUGGAAGGGAAUCAGUUGGUUUUGAUUUUCUGAAAUCCAUUCCUGAACGAUUUGAAUCUUCACCUGACCUUGGAAAAAUUACCCUGCUCCACAUUGAGUUCCUGUUGCAGAAUGAGAGGGAGCUGCUUGCUAAGCAAAAGGUUGAAGAAAUUAUUAUAGGUCAUUAUACUGGGAAACAGCUGUUGCCUGAAGCCUUGAACCGGCUGCACCUCAUCUUGUGGGACAGAGCUGCCAGACAUUAUGAGGCAAAAAGCUAUUCUGAAGCUCUUCAGUGGUACAAUUAUUCUGUUAGCUUCUACACACCUGGGCAAAUAGAUCAGAACUUGGCUAAGCUGCAGAGGAACAUAGCUUCUUGCUAUCUUCAUCUGAAACAAGUUGACAAGGCUAAAGAGGCAGUUAAAGAAGCAGAGAGGUGCGAUCCAAACAGCAUCUUUACUAAAUUCAGUGUCUAUAAGAUUGCAGUGAUGGAGAAAGAUACUGAUAAAGCUAUGGAAGCAGUUAUUGAAAUGGGGAAGGUAUCAGAAAAGCCGUCUCAACAUGAAGACAAGCUGAGAAUGGAUGAAAAUGCAGGCACUAACCUCCUGAGUUUAGCUGCCCAAAUUGCUUUAGAGAAUGAACAACAAGUUGUGGCUGUCAAAGCUUUGGAGUAUUUGUCUGAACAUUUGCAAGACUGCCGACAAUUAUUUGCAGCUUUAAAAUGUUUGGUUCGUCUUACGUUGUCAAAGGUCAUGGCAGAAAAUGAAGAGAAAAGAGAUGAAGAUAUCAACUCUAUGCUGUCUUACUUGACAUUGGCUCACAAGAGACUUGCUGAGUCUUUCACAGACGACGAAUUUACAGGGGACAUGAGGAUCCUUGAAGCUCACUGGUUUAGAAAAGUUG